AGCCGGCGGCGCAAACUGCAGCGAGCGGGCGCUGGGAGCCAGGCAGCUCCGCUGGCAGCGCGGUGCCCCCGCUUCUCGGCAUGGCCCCCUCAGCCUGGGCCGUCUGCUGCCUCCUGGGGGGGCUUCUGCUCCGCAGCAGCAGCGCCAGCCCCGGUCCCAGCGUGCCCCGCCUGCGGCUCUCCUACCGAGACCUCCUGGCUGCCAACCGUUCUUCCAUCUUCCUGGGUCCCCGGGGCUCCCUGGACCUCCAGGUCAUGUACCUGGAUGAGUACCGGGAUCGCCUUUUCCUGGGGGGCCGAGACACCCUCUACUCUCUGCGGCUGGACCAGGCCUGGCCGGAUCCCAGGGAGGUUGUGUGGCCGUCACAGCCAGGACAGAGGGAAGAGUGUGUGCGGAAGGGCAGGGAUGCUUCGACUGAAUGUGCCAACUUCGUGCGGGUGCUGCAGCCCCACAACAGGACCCACCUGCUGGCAUGUGGCACUGGCGCCUUCCGGCCCAGCUGUGCGCUCAUCGCUGUGGGGCACCGCGGGGAGCACGUGCUCCGGCUCGAGCCUGGCAGCCUAGAGAGUGGGCGGGGCCGGUGCCCGCACGAACCCAGCAGACCCUUCGCCAGCACCUUCGUAGGUGGGGAGCUAUACACGGGUCUCACUGCCGAUUUCCUGGGGCGUGAGGCCAUGAUCUUCCGGAGUGGGGGUCCCCGGCCUGCCUUGCGUUCCGACUCGGACCAGAACCUCCUUCAUGACCCCCGGUUUGUGAUGGCCACCCGGAUCCCGGACAACUCCGACCAGGAUGACGACAAGGUGUACUUCUUCUUCUCAGAGACGGUCCCCGCACCAGAUGGUGGCCCCGGCCGUGUCACCGUCAGCCGUGUGGGCCGGGUCUGCAUGAACGACAUGGGUGGCCAGCGGGUGCUGGUGAACAAGUGGAGCACCUUCCUCAAGGCCAGACUGCUGUGCUCGGUGCCCGGCCCCGGUGGCGGAGAGGCCCACUUUGACCAGCUGGAGGAUGUGUUCCUGCUGUGGCCCAAGGCGGGGAGGAACCUUGAGGUCUACGGGCUUUUUCGCACAGUCAGUGCUGUGUUCCAGGGCUUUGCUGUCUGUGUGUACCACAUGGAGGACAUCUGGGAAGUCUUCAAGGGGCCCUUUGCCCACCAAGACGGUCCCCAGCACCAGUGGGGGCCCUAUGGGGGCAAGGUGCCCUUCCCUCGCCCAGGGAUGUGCCCCAGCAAGAUGACGGCACAGCCUGGGCGGCCGUUCGGCAGCACUAAGGACUACCCGGAUGAGGUGCUGCAGUUCGCCCGCGCCCACCCGCUCAUGUUCCAGCCCGUGCGGCCUCGCGGUGGCCGCCCCAUCCUCGUCAAAACCCACCUCAGCCAGCAGCUGCGCCAGAUCGUGGUGGACCGCGUGGAGGCGGAGGACGGCACCUAUGACGUCAUCUUCCUGGGGACCGACUCAGGCUCGGUGCUCAAGGUCCUGGCGCUCCAGGCAGGGGCCUCCGUGGAGCCUGAGGAGGUGGUUCUGGAGGAGCUGCAGGUGUUUAAGGUGCCAACCCCCAUCACUGAGAUGGAGAUCUCCGUGAAAAGGCAAAUGCUGUACGUGGGCUCGAAGCUGGGCGUUGCCCGGUUGCAGCUGCACCAUUGUGAGACUUAUGGCAGUGCCUGUGCUGAGUGCUGCCUGGCCCGGGACCCGUACUGUGCCUGGGAUGGCACCACCUGCACCCGCUACCGUCCGGGCAUUAGCAAGCGCCGCUUCCGCCGGCAGGACAUCCGGCAUGGCAACCCUGCCAUGCAGUGUGCAGGCCAGAGCCAGGGAGAGGAAGCUGCAGGACUCAGUGUGGAGACCAGUAAGGUCUAUGGCACAGAGCACAACAGCACCUUCCUGCAGUGUCUGCCCAAGUCUCCCCAGGCUGUUGUGCGCUGGUUCUUGCAGAGGCCUGGGGCCGAGGGGCCUGACCAGGUGAAGACGGACGAGCGAAUCCUGCACACGGAGCAGGGGCUGCUCUUCCGCAGGCUCAGCCGCCUCGACGCGGGCACCUACAUCUGUACCACGCUGGAGCACGGCUUCUCCCGCACCAUCGCUCGCCUGGCGCUGGAGGUGAUCGGCGCCGAGCAGCUUCACGGCCUGUUCCCCGCAGCUCGGGCGGGCCUGGCCUCUGCGCCACCCAAGGCUUGGUACAAAGACAUCCUGCAGCUCAUCGGCUUCGCCAACCUGCCCCGGGUGGAUGAGUACUGUGAGCGCCUGUGGUGCCCCUCCCGGAGCCGGGCCAAGCAGGCCAAGGGCAAGAGCUGGGCAGGGCUGGAGCUGGGCAAGAAGGUGAAGAGCCGGACCCAGGUGGAACGCAAUCGGACGCCCCGGGAGGUAGAGGCCACGUAGAAGGCAGCAGAGGAGGAGGUAGCCUGGAGGGGCCACCCAGCCCAGCAGCCGCCCCCAGAAUCUCCCAGCCACCCAGCGAGGGUAGUGAUGGUCACAUUUCUGACUUCCUGAUGGGGUGUCUGCUCCCAGCCUCCCCCCGCCCCACACUGCUGCAGGAAAGGCUGCGUGCCUGGGCCUGAGGGAGGACCAUGCCCAGGGUCUGCUCUCUGCCCCUCUCUGCUGCAGUCCCAGACUGGAGCCAGCACCCUCUCUCUUUCUGGCCGCCCCCGGCACCCUGUGGGGCUGCUUUUUGUUCUCAGACGUGGCCCCUAGAAUCCAUUUCCGGGUGUGCCCAUAGGCAAGAGGCUGGUGGUUCUUUCCCAGCCUGCAGAACAAUGGCCAUUCUGAGUGACCUGAGCCUGGGCAUUGGGGGCCCUGUCUAGGAUGGGUGGGGCAGCCAGAGGCAGGAGAGUGCCCGUGAAGCCAGCACUCCGUUAAGACUACUGACCCUCUCUGAGCGAGGGAGGGAGAGGGGAGGUGCCGUGAGGGUGGACCAGCUGGACACCGCUCCCCUCCCCACCCCCCCAGCUCCUGCAUUGCCUCAAGUCACAGAUCUUGGUGCCUCCUGGCUACCGCCCACCACCACACACAACAACUGUUUACAGCAGAGUCACAGCAGUGCGGGUGGCCAGAGCUCUCAGCGGCCCCCUGCAUGAAGUGAGGAGGGGGCUCUCACAGCCUGGCUCCCUGCCUCGAGACCCCAGAAGUACCAGGCCAGCUCUUUUGGGAGAACUGCGCACUUUCUCCCUCCGCCCUCCGGCCUGGUUCCCAGGGAGAGCGUCUGGACUGCUGGGCCCAUCAUGGUGGGUUCCAGAAAGCCAUCCCCGCGCUCUGCUAACUGGACAUGGGAAGAGGGGAACUGGGCAGAGCGGAGUCAGUGUCCACAGCCAGGAGGGCGGGAAUGCGGCUGUGUGAGCCAGCGGCGGGGGUGGGGCAGGGCCCGAGGUGUGGAAUGCGGGAGGGCCACGGAUGGACCGUCCUGGAGCAGGCCUCUCCGGCACUGCCAGCCGAGGCGAGGGCCAGAUGUUUCCCACUCUGGAAUCUUCGGUUUUCCUUAAAUAAGGGUUGGUCUGGUUGGCUCAUUUAGGAAUUUUUUUUUUUCUUUUAAGGGGAAAAAAAUGUAGGAGGGGUGGAAAAUGUUAGUCCUGCUGAUUUGGGGGUUGAGGCUCAGGUGGCCAGGCAGGGCAUAGGGAGGUAUUUUUGUCAGUAAAGUAUUUCUUGGGCCUGGGAGCCUGAAUGUGGAGGAGGAGGAGGAAGAGAAGGAGGACAAAAUGAAAAGUUGUUCUCAUCCUGUAAGUCAAUGUUAAUGAUGCACAGAACCGACAGGAGAUAAGAGGAUCAGGUUUUCUGAGUCCCUCCAUUGAAAAACCAAGAUGAGGGGCGGGAGGGAUAGUCCAGUGGGUAGGGUGCUUGCCUUGCCAACCCAGGUUUCCCCAACAUCCUAUCUGGUUCCCCAGGGCCCACCAGGAGAUCCCUGGGUGCAGAACCAGGGCACCGCCAGGUAUAGCCUAAAAACAAAAACCCCCUAAAAGCCAAGAUGAAGAGAAGAGGGGAAAAAGACAGACAAAAUAUAAGACAAGGCUUCCGGUUCCAUUGGACUCAGAGCCAGGCUGUGUCUGCCUUGCCCCUGCCUCCCCAUCUGAUUAACCUUUCUCCCCUUUCUCCACAUUGAGACAGUGCCACCACUUGGGAAAGCACCGAGCCUGGGGCUACUGCAGGGGGGAGAAGGGGGGCAAGACAGGGAAUGCCAGGGAGAAACAGAACAAAGGCAGAACUGGCUUCCCACUCUCCCCCAGGAGGACUGGAAGAAAGCACCAGGGCCCUGGCGGGGUAUUAGGCUAGAUUGGGCUAAAGGUGACUCCAGGCGGGAUACUGGUUACUUGGGGAAAGGAGGGAAUAGGAACAGAUAAAUCCUCACCAGCAAGUACCUGUACUUGGAAAAUUAUGAACGACUUCCACCAUGAUGCUGUGCCUUAUUGACUCUCGGGAAUGCCUCGUGAGCUCUAAUUUUGUAUUCAUGUGUUGAGACGGGCUUGCAGUUUCUGUUUCCAGAGCACAUUUGCCUUAUUGCUUGGACUUUUAUGGUCGUGACGGCCCCUGAGCACUGGUGAGCAGAGCUUCGUGGUCUCCCGGGCAGUCCACUAGGAAGGGGGUGAUGUUCCUCUUUACCUCACAUAAUUAUAUCAUUAUUGAA
Sorex fumeus (smoky shrew) is the source of this 4605-nucleotide messenger RNA. It is a transcript of the gene SEMA3G, whose product is annotated as semaphorin 3G. Gene Ontology annotation, molecular function: semaphorin receptor binding; chemorepellent activity. The coding region runs from base 81 to 2372 and encodes 763 amino acids. The record is from RefSeq and is a predicted model, not a curated record. Gene Ontology annotation, biological process: semaphorin-plexin signaling pathway; positive regulation of cell migration; neural crest cell migration. The transcript has 16 exons. NCBI's taxonomy places the organism in Eukaryota, Metazoa, Chordata, Mammalia, Eulipotyphla, Soricidae.